This is a messenger RNA of Camelus dromedarius (Arabian camel), 4568 nucleotides long. RefSeq names its product sperm antigen with calponin homology and coiled-coil domains 1 (gene SPECC1). Gene Ontology annotation, cellular component: microtubule organizing center; filamentous actin. The record is from RefSeq and is a predicted model, not a curated record. The transcript has 15 exons. Gene Ontology annotation, biological process: actin cytoskeleton organization. NCBI's taxonomy places the organism in Eukaryota, Metazoa, Chordata, Mammalia, Artiodactyla, Camelidae. The coding region runs from base 135 to 3272 and encodes 1045 amino acids. Gene Ontology annotation, molecular function: protein binding.
UGCCCGCGCAUCCUGGGAGUACCAUUAGUUACAUAUGCUUUUCUUUCUUUUUUCUUUUUUAAAGGAAGUUGGACCCCGAAUGUCUUAUUUUUCUUUUGUGGGAGCUCCGUUUGCCGGCAGAAAGACCCUCAGGGAUGAACAUGAAAGGUGCAGCCAAGCCCUGGAGUCCGGUCACCAAAGCGGGGAGCCAUGGGCUGGACCGCGCGCGGGCCCUCCCCACCGCCUCUUCUGGCAUGAAGAGUUCCAAGUCUUCCACCUCGCUGGCUUUCGAGUCCCGACUCAGCAAGCUCAAGAGGGCCAGCAGUGAGGACAUGCUCAACAAGCCAGGGGCUGCUGCCGCCCCUGGGGCGGUUCGGCUGAAAAAGACGACCACGUCCGGAGCCAUCUCCGAGCUCACGGAGAGCCGCCUGAGGAGCACAGGGGCUGCGGCAGCAAGCAAGCGGACAGGCAUCCCCACCCCUCGAGAACUUUCCGUAAGUGUGCCGAGAGAGAGGACGGCGCCGCGCGGCGCCGCCAACCCGAGGAAGUCGGCGUCCAGCCCGACGUCCUCCAGCGCGCCCACCCCAACCAAGCACGCGCGGGCCGCCCCCGCGCGGCCCCGGCAGGAGCAGGAGGGCGCGGAGAAGGCCGUGCUCGAGUCCCAGGUGCGCGAGCUCCUGGCAGAGGCCAAGGAGAAGGACAGCGAGAUCAACAGGCUUCGGAGCGAGCUGAAGAGCUGGGGGGAGCGGCGGGCGCAGAGCGCGGGCGCGCCGGCGGGGGCGGCGGCAGGCGCGGAAGCCCUGGUCCGGGCGCUGGAGAAGAACAGGAGCUCCGAGGAGGCGCUGGCCGAGCUGCAGGAGGAGAACCGGGCCUUGAAGGAGAAGCUGGCGUACUUGGAGCACUCCCCUCACUCGGAGGGGGCCGCGAGUCACGCCGGGGACAGCAGCUGCCCGACGUCCAUCACCCAGGAGUCGAGCUGCGGGAGCCCAGCGGGCAUCGAGUCAACCGGUGACAGUGACGCGGAGCAAAGGAACACGCAGGGAGGCGCGCUGCGGACCUCGGGCUCCUCCAGCAGCGAUGUUACCAAGGCCUCCUUGUCCCCGGAUGCCUCGGACUUCGAGCACAUCCCCGCCGACGCCCCCAGCGGGCCCCUGUCCCCCGCCGGGAGCCUGUUCAAGAGCCCCGCGUGCUCCGCGGCCGGCGGGUCCCCGAACACCGCGAGCGAGCUGUCCCUGGCGUCCCUGACGGAGAAGAUCCACAGGAUGGAAGAGAACCAGCACAGCACCGCGGAGGAGCUGCAGGCCACGCUGCAGGAGCUGUCGGACCAGCAGCAGAUGCUGCAGGAGCUGACGGCCGAGAACGAGAAGCUGGUGGACGAGAAGGCGCUGCUGGAGACGUCCUUCCAGCAGCACCGAGAGCGGGCGGAGCAGCUCAGCCAGGAGAACGAGAAGCUGAUCGCCCUCCUGCAGGAGCGGGCGAGGGGCGAGGAGCCCGGCGCGCAGGAGGGGAAGAUCCUGGAGCUGGAGCAGAAGUGCACGGAGAUCCUGGAGCAGGGCCGCUUCGAGCGCGAGAAGCUGCUCAGCAUCCAGCAGCAGCUGACGUGCAGCCUGCGCAAGGCGGAGGAGGAGCACCGGGCGGCCCUGGAGAUGGUGAAGCGCCUGAAAGAGGAGAACGGGCGCCUGAGCGCCUUCCUGGAGCUGCAGCGGCGGGACGGCGGCGCCAUGGCCACGACCCUGGAGGAGUGCCGCGCCGCCCUGGAAGGGCUCAAGGUGGAGAAUGGGUCCUUGAAGGCGCACCUGGAGAAGGAGAAGCAGAGCGCGGUGGAGACCGGUCCCCCGGGGCAGACAGCUGAGGGCUGCGAGGUUCAGGAGAUGCUGAGAGUAGCUCGGGCGGAGAAGGAGCAGUUGGAGCAGUCCUGCUCCGAGCUCAAACAGGAGCUGCUGAAGGCUCGCGGUGAGGUCAAGCAUGUUUCAAGCCUGCUGGCCAAGGUGGAAAAGGACUACUCUUACCUGAAGGAGAUAUGCGACCAUCAGGCAGAGCAGCUGAGCAGGACCAGCCUCGAGCUGCAAGAGAAAGCGUCGGAGAGCGACGCGGAGAUUAAAGGCAUGAAGGAGACCAUAUUCGAGCUGGAAGACCAGGUGGAGCAGCACCGAGCUGUCAAGCUGCACAACAACCAGCUCAUCAGUGAGCUGGAAGGCAAUGUAAUGAAGCUGGAGGAACAGAAGUCAGACCUGGAGAGGCAGCUGAAGGCUCUGACGAAGCAGAUAAAGGAGGAGACGGAGGAGUGGAGGAGGUUCCAGGCGGACCUGCAGACGGCAGUGGUGGUGGCCAACGACAUCAAGUGUGAGGCGCAGCAGGAGCUGCGGGCAGUGAAGCGGAGGCUGCUGGAGGAGGAGGAGAAGAACGCCCAGCUGCAGAAGGAGCUGGGGGACAGACGGGGCCCCGGCAGACCUGUGAAGGACGAGUCGGAGACCGCCGAGGUGGAUGCCCCCGGCCGGUGGCAUGGCGUCUACGUGAACAGAACCCCUCCGACGUCUUCGGAGUCCGCAACCACUGUUAAGUCCCUCAUCAAGUCAUUCGACUUGGGACGCCCAGGUGGAGCUGGACAGAAUAUUUCUGUCCACAAGACCCCCAGGAGCCCCCUGAGUGGCAUCCCGGUGCGGACUGCCCCCGCCGCUGCCGUAUCCCCCAUGCAGAGGCAUUCCACCUUCAGCAGUGCUCGGCCGGCUAGCAGAGGAGUGACUCAACGCUUGGACCUGCCAGACCUCCCCCUCUCAGAUCUUCUGAAGGGAAGGGCCGAGGACCUGAAACCGGACCCUUAUCUCCGCAAGAGCCCCUCGCUCGAGUCCCUGAGCAGACCCCCUUCUCUGGGCUUCGGGGGCACGAGACUGCUGAGCGCCUCCCCCGGGGGCUGGAAGUCGCCCGGCAAACUCAGUGUGGAGAGAAGGGACCCGCUGGCUGCCUUGGCCCGGGAGUACGGCGGCUCCAAGCGCAAUGCCCUGCUGAAGUGGUGCCAGAGGAGGACAGAGGGCUACGCGAACAUCGACAUCACCAAUUUCAGCAGCAGCUGGAGUGAUGGCUUGGCGCUCUGCGCUCUCCUGCACACCUACCUGCCCGCCCACAUCCCGUACCAGGAGCUGAACAGCCAGGAGAAAAAAAAGAAUCUCUUGUUGGCAUUUGAAGCAGCUGAAAGCGUGGGCAUAAAACCAAGCCUGGAAGCUCCCAGGCCAGUAGCAAAAUGGCUGCUGGAGAUACGCCCACAAUCCAAAAUUACAAAACGCUCGAGAAAAUGAUCUACCUGAGCUGUUCAGCAAACACAACAGACAACAUGAUCAUCUACCAGAACCUGAGAUAGUAAAACAGUAAGAAAGAGACUACAAAAGACUAUGUUUAAAUUUAUUAAAGAGACAGAAGAAAGAAUGAAAACCAUAAGGAAGGAACAUACUCCUAUAAAGAAAGAUUUAGAAAAGAAUUAAGUAAAACGUGUAGAAGUAAAAAUCUGUAAUUAAAAACACCAGCUGAGUUGAAAACUGGGCACCGCAGAAGAGAGGAUUACUGAACUGGAAAAUAGAUCUAAGGAACUUACUCAGAACAUAAAACAGAGACAUUUAAAAACGGAAAAGAUAAUAGAGGGGUUUUAUUAGUUAAUAGGUUUUCAACUUCAAGAAAUGGAAAACGCAACUAACAGUUGCUUCUACCAUAAAGAUAUUAUUUUUUUCUUAAAGAUUAUUUUUUUCUUCUCUGGAGAAGUCCAGAAGGAGUUUCAGGAAUGGUUCUCUGCUCAGUUUUGUAAUCAAGGAACCCAAAGUGUCUCUUCUCUAUAUUCCACCAUCUUUAAUCUGUUGGUUCUUUGUCCCCAAACUUGGUCCUCUGUGGCUGAACACGGCUGCCAGGCUCCAGACAUCACUCCCAUCCGCAGGGCAGGAAGGAGAGGGAAGGGGGAGAGUGAGUCCCUCACAUCAUCCCCCUUCGAUAAGGAAACCAAAAGUCUUCCCAGAGUCCAUCCGCUUAUUGGCUGUACUCUUACGUGGCCACCCCCAGCGGCGGUGGAAUGUGAGGUGACAUAAAACUUUCUCCAUCCUCUUCGUUGGGAGACCUGCAAGGGAGAGAGAGGCAGGGAAUAACCGUUGGGUCACCCAGCUGCUAGUGUCUGUCCCAGAGCUUGCGAGGCAUGGAAGAUAAAGGCAAGUAACGUCUAAGCCCCAUGCACGGUGGGAAUUCCAGGAGAAAAGGGAAGUAUGGACAGAGACAGUGUUUGAAGAAAUGGUGCCUGAAAUUUUCUGAGGCUGAUGAAAGACUGCAGAUUCUUAAUGAAUCUCAAAUAGGAGGAAUAACACAAAAUGUCUGUCCAGACACCUCAUCAUGAAACUGCAGAAAGAGCAGAGACAGAUCACUUGCAAUAAUUUCUGCUAACCAGUAACAACAACAGCAACAACAACCCUGGUAGAAAACUAUCAAAGUCUAGAAUAGGCAGCUCACAAAUGUCCAAUAAACGUUUAAAAAGAUGUCCAAUCUCAUUAAUGAUUAGGAAAACCUCAGUUGACGUAAGUGAGCCACCCUUCCGUGACCCGCAGAGGACAGAAUGAAAA